AAGCUCGUGGACGCCUUGCGCGUACGGCAGCUCGCGACCCGCCCUGAGCCGACACGUCAGCGGGCACAGGCAGGCAGCGAGCAGCAGCAGCGGCUGUCAGAUUGUGCGACCAGGGUAGCGUUUUGUUGAUAGUCGAAGUCGCUGAACUUUGCCUCGCUGGAUGGUGGGUGUUGAAUCUCCCUCUGGAAAUCCAUUCGCAUGUCCCGCGGCGUGUCGCCCCGCCGCAUUGUCUUGCAGGAGUUUUUCUUUUCUUUUUCCUGUAAGGAAUUGUCAAGUCAAGCCAAGGUGAGAGAGGGGCUUGUGUUGUGCCACUGCAGUUGCACAAUGCUCGCUGCUCUGCAUGCGCUCUGAGCUGAGACGACGUGUUAAGAAAAGCUUCUGGUGGUCACUGUAGGGUAACAUCAUGACAGGGGACGCAGUGGUUUUGAGGGGUCUGAGCUGGAUAAAGCAGGCAGCUAGCAGAGGCAGCCUGAGCAGCCCCACCAACCACAGGCUGACUUUCAACAAGCAGAUGGACUGCAGCGUCCUCAGAGCCUCGCCAGCUCAGUUCCUCAGAUACUCCGCCGUCGGGUCGCACCGCGGCUCCUGCGUGGUCGGAGGGGUGAGCAACGCUCACGGGGCGCGCGGCGGCGGAAGACCCGGCGCUGGACACACGAGGUACCGCAGGAACUGGUCGGGUCAGCUGCACUCUGGACACACGCGGCUCUUUACCCAGGACAACUCCACAGUGGGGCGGCUGACGGCGGAGGACAUCGAAAAAGCAAGAAGCGCCAGGAAAACCGACGCAAAGCAGUAUCAACAAGCGCUGAGUGAAAAUGCUCGGGAGAGGAAAGUGCCGGUCACACGGAUAGGAAGGCUGGUCAAUUUUGGAAGUCUGGCGGUCGGACUCGGCAUCGGAGCGAUCGCCGACAUGGCUAAGAAGAGUUGGAAGCUUAAACAACCAGGGAACAAAAAGGCCGUCUUGGACUCGAAUCCCUUCCUCUCCGAGGCGAACGCUGAAAGAAUUGUUCGGACACUUUGCAAAGUUCGCGGAGCGGCUUUGAAAAUGGGCCAAAUGCUCAGCAUUCAAGACGACGCCUUUAUCAACCCUCAGUUGGCUAAGAUCUUCGAGCGGGUCCGGCAGAGCGCAGACUUCAUGCCCACUAAACAGAUGAUGAAAAUCAUCACUAGCGAUCUGGGCCCGAACUGGAGGGACAGCCUGGAGUACUUCGAAGAGAAGCCGUUUGCGGCCGCCUCCAUCGGUCAGGUUCACUUCGGGAGGCUGAAGGACGGCAGAGAGGUGGCCAUGAAGAUUCAGUACCCGGGAAUCGCCAAGAGCAUAAAGAGCGACGUGAAUAACAUCAUGACUGCACUGAGUUUAAGCAACGCUCUGCCUGAAGGUCUGUUUCCAGAACAUCUUAUUGAGGUCAUGAGUCGUGAGCUGGCUUGGGAGUGUGAUUACAUAAGGGAGGCAAACUGUGCCAGAAAGUUUCAGCAGCUGCUGAAGGGUCACCCGUUUUUCUACGUGCCCGACGUGAUUGACGAGCUCAGCAGGGAGCGGGUCCUCACCACAACGCUGGUGUCCGGUUUCCCCCUGGACAAGGCCACGGACCUUCCUCAGGAGCUCAGGAAUGAGAUCUGUGAGCAGAUCCUGAUCUUAUGCCUCAGGGAGCUGUUUGAAUUCAGAUUCAUGCAGACCGAUCCAAACUGGUCCAACUUCUUCUACAGCCCACAGAUCCAUAAGGUCGCGCUGUUGGACUUUGGAGCCACAAGAGGGUUUGACAAGAAAUUCACAGACAGCUACAUCGAGAUCAUUAAGGCAGCUGCGGAUCAGAACCGAGAAGGCGUCCUGCUCCGAUCCAGAGACAUGAAGUUCCUCACAGGAUAUGAGACAAAGUCGAUGGAGAACGCCCACGUGGACGCCGUGAUGAUCCUGGGUGAGGCCUUCAACUCCCAGGAGCCGUUCGACUUUGGCGAGCAGAGCACCACGGAGCGCAUCCAUAGGCUCAUCCCCGUGAUGCUGCGGGAGCGUCUGACGCCGCCGCCGGAGGAGACCUACUCCCUCCACAGGAAGAUGGGUGGCUCCUUCCUCAUCUGCUCCAAGCUGAAGGCCAGAAUCUCCUGCAAGGACAUGUUCCAGGAGGCGUACAGGAACUACUGGAAGGACCGACGCCCCGACUCUGAACAGUGAAGACCUGUCUUAUGUUGGGAUUAUCUUGAAUUAUUAUUGUUUUUUGUAUUAUGUUGGAACAACUGACAUGACGCUGGCUCCGCCCCCAUGCUGACGUAGAGCAAUCCUCCCCCAAUCAUUCCAGGGCAACUUGUCAGCAACUGACCAAUCAGCCUUCCAAUUACAGCACUCCGACCACAUUGGCAGUAUGUAUCAUAGAAAAUAUGCUGCAGUCAGAGAUUUUGAGGACAAUAAUUGAUAAUCACGGUCCAAGUUGUCAGUGGGUAAUAUGCAAACCCGACAGCCGUUACCCAGAACAUACAGAGGGCGGAAUACAAUUUAUUACAUUUCCAAAAUCAAAAAGGAGUCUGGAAUAACGCAAGAAAUGGAUCAUGGACUGCAGCGCACCUCACGUCCAGCUGAAUGAAACUGAUGAACGGGAACUACCACGUUAGUCAGCACCACGAAGGUAACCGGUAGUAAACAUCCCAGUUUUUGUCAUAACGAUACUUACUGAUAGCUCCGUGCUAUCGACUCAGGGCUCCUAACGGCUCAGGCUUAACAGCUGUGUCCGAAUUCAAGGUCUGCAUCCUUCGAAGGACACGUCUAUGUAGGAUGGGUCCUUCACGAAUAGACGUCGACCGGAAGGGAAAAUUCGGACAGGUCUAGCCUUCACCGCUCUGCCUGAACGCCCGGCUGGGACCCGCAAUGAAUUAUGGGAUAUGGUGGGCCGUGAAGAAUACACCGGACCCACUCUUCAUAUUUGGGGAAAAGAAGGAUGCAUUUGAAGGAGUCUUUGAAUUCGUACAAGACUUGUCGCCACGCUAUGACGUAAUCAGCCUACAAAUCGGUCCUUCGAAGGAUGCAGACCCUGAAUUUGGACACAGCUAACGACUCACGACUCAGACUCCAUACUAACUACUAACGACUCAACUCAGACUUUUUUGUUCCUCAUUCGUCCUCUUGGGCUUUAUUGUUGAUUUCUCGCUAAUAACCUUACAGACCUGACGUAGGACCAGUUGCAUCAUUGCAAAAAUGAUUUAAAAAAUGUUAAGAGUAACACAUUGAGGUCCGCUAGUCUACCUUAAUAACAGUGUGGUUGUCGGAGGACUACUCCUGGGGGCGGCGUCAUGUCAAUUGUGGGGUGGGGAGUUUCCUUUUUAUUCUUUUAGAACUGUUACAUGAUGGUGGAGGCGGGGCCAACUGUAUCCCAAUACAUUUUGUACAAAUGUAUCCCAAUAUUGGGUUGUCUUAAUCAAGUGUUUGUUUUGACGAUGGGACUAACGCCAUCUUUAAUCUCCAUAAGGAUCGAAUAGUUUGUAUUUAUCCUUUAAGCCAAUCUGUUGUUUGUACUGUAUAAUCUCCCUAUUAUGUGUCGUGAGGGACAACACUCCACCUUAUCUGAACCGUUAUAGAGAAUAAACUGAUCAUGAUGAUGCUAAAGCACGACACAAAACCCCCCAAGUAUACACAAAAAAUAUGCAUAGUGACACCUGAUCGAUUAAAAUCUCGAGCCAUUUAUUGUGGCAAACCCAGUGUUAGAAUUGAUCUGCUUUACCUAAAGAAAAGCAGCAGAGAUGUGUAAAUCUCAAACAAAUCUUUAUGUAAUUUAAACAAACAAAAAAACUCCUUACCCCAAAGUAAGAAUAAAAUGUUGAUUUCUGCGGUGCCUUAUGUUUUGAGUGAGUGAAACUCGCUGCUGUUUUUUUUUAUACCGAGUCCUGAGGGUUUUCUCAGCUGCUCCCUCCUCAAAGUGGGUUUGUUUACGGCCGCCAUGAUGGUGGAAAUAAUCUCUUGUUCUUUAACAUAAACGCCCCUGAACAGUCGGUGAAUAAUGCUUCGUUUCGCUCAUAUUUUCCCUUCCGUCUUCCUCUUUCUGACUCACUUCCAGAACAAAAACAAAAGGAAGUGCUACUUCUGUCUGAAUGUCGUUUUAACAUCUCGCAGAUGUUUCAUUAACCCUUCUGAGUCCAGCAGACAUGUUUAGUUCUUUGUCACAUUCCUGCUUUUUUUUUUUCCUGAAACAAGUUUCGCCACGAAUACAGCCGUUACCUCCCACAAGAGCUCAGUGAAAAGUGUGAAUACUUUUGUAAAGUUUUCAUUUUCAAUAAAUACGCAAAAAUGUUUA
Gambusia affinis (western mosquitofish) is the source of this 4277-nucleotide messenger RNA. RefSeq names its product coenzyme Q8A, genome duplicate b (gene coq8ab). NCBI's taxonomy places the organism in Eukaryota, Metazoa, Chordata, Actinopteri, Cyprinodontiformes, Poeciliidae. The record is from RefSeq and is a predicted model, not a curated record. Gene Ontology annotation, cellular component: extrinsic component of mitochondrial inner membrane. The transcript has 15 exons. The coding region runs from base 404 to 2170 and encodes 588 amino acids. Gene Ontology annotation, biological process: ubiquinone biosynthetic process. Gene Ontology annotation, molecular function: kinase activity.